UGGUUCGGUUUUAUAUGACUAAGCAAAGUGGUUUGGUCCUAAAGAUAAAUAUAAAUAGCCCCAACACCAAGUGUCAACACAUAUCAGCAAAACCAAAGUUGAGAUCAACAGAGAGAAAAUGGCCAAGGCAAUAAAACCCGUUUCCAUCUUCGUUUUCUUCUUCAUCUUCUUUUUGGUUAUCUCUGAGGUGCCGGAGAUACAAGCGCAGGAUAGCAAGUGCUUGAAAGAAUACGGUGGUGAUGUUGGUUUCGGCUUUUGUGCGCCUCGGAUAUUUCCAACGUUUUGUUACACAAGAUGCCGUGAGAACAAGGGGGCUAAAGGUGGAAGAUGCCUUUGGGGUGAAGGCGGUAAUGUUAAGUGCUUAUGCGACUUCUGCAACGAUCAACCUUAAUCACAGUUGAAUUUCUAAGCAAUCGCUAAUAUAUUAUGGCCGUAAACACCGUAUGUUUGAAUAUUUUGUUAUGUUCUUCCACAAGUUUUAGUCAUGGUUUGUGUGAUAAUGAAUGUUAAUGGUCUCCAAGUAAUAAUCUAAUAAUGUAAUAUGAAAUCAAGAAUAAUGAAAAGUACGACUUUCUUCGUUUAAUUU
Molecule: messenger RNA, 586 nt
Organism: Eutrema salsugineum
Lineage: Eukaryota; Viridiplantae; Streptophyta; Magnoliopsida; Brassicales; Brassicaceae
Product: defensin-like protein 195
Exons: 2
Coding region: 119-391 (90 amino acids)
Biological process (GO): defense response
Cellular component (GO): extracellular region
Molecular function (GO): sodium channel inhibitor activity
Source: RefSeq, a predicted model, not a curated record